Molecule: messenger RNA, 699 nt
Organism: Parnassius apollo (apollo)
Lineage: Eukaryota; Metazoa; Arthropoda; Insecta; Lepidoptera; Papilionidae
Source: the annotation of a GenBank genome assembly
AUGACUUCUGCUCCCUCGCCGCCCAUUGCCACUUUACAAGAAUUAAGAGAUCUGAUUACAACAGAAAUUCUGCCAGGAACAUCUGACACGCCAGAUAUUCAAGUAUUUCAAAAUUAUUCUUCUGUGCGUCAUACGCCAGCAUUCGCUGAUGAUGAAAAUCUACCAUGGACCAGUGGAAUACACAAUAAACAGUCUCUUGUAGCUUACAGCGACACAGACGAAUCUUCCGACACUGAAACAAAAAGCAAAUUUGUGCAAUCUAAAAUUAACAGCAAAUUUUUAUACAGACCUUUUCCAGUACGAAGUUUGAGGAUUUAUUCGUCUACUGAUUCAGAAACAGACGUCACGAACGAACGAUCCAAAGUAGUAUCUGUUCCUCAGUCUCCACAAACUUUUGAGGUCGCCGUAGAUGUACAUCUGUCUCCUAAAUCAAAAAUAAACCAAGUACCUGAAAGAUCCGAACAUAUUUUACUUCUAUCUCAGCAUUCAAAAUCAAUCAUUUCAGCAAGUCCGACAAUUUCAUACCUAUCUCAACCUCAAUGUACAUCUACAAGCCCGAGAAAUUCAUCACAAGACUCACCAGAUGAAGAUAACGUGUCUUUAGCACAAUUAAGUACAAAAUCUCCAUUCCAGAAAUUUAUGCCAACACCUGAUUAUGGCGAUAUUAAAACUAGACCACGAAAAAGCCUUAAACUAUAA